This is a messenger RNA of Pipistrellus kuhlii (Kuhl's pipistrelle), 3940 nucleotides long. RefSeq lists its product as uncharacterized. Gene Ontology annotation, biological process: establishment of skin barrier. The coding region runs from base 74 to 3940 and encodes 1288 amino acids. The transcript is spliced from 8 exons. NCBI's taxonomy places the organism in Eukaryota, Metazoa, Chordata, Mammalia, Chiroptera, Vespertilionidae. Gene Ontology annotation, cellular component: nucleus; cornified envelope; keratohyalin granule. The record is from RefSeq and is a predicted model, not a curated record.
CAGUCAGGUUGUCAUUCACAAAAUAGUGGAAGACAAGGUCGUAGAUGUAUCUCAAGAGGUCAGUCCUCUGGAUAUGGUCAAUGUAAGCCUCGCUCCUGUAGCCAAUCUUCUUGUCAUAGAAGAAGACAUGGAUCCCCUGCAUGUUGUCAACCACAGAACUGUUGCCAACCACAGUACUGUGGAAGACAACAGGGAAGAAGAUCAAGGCAGUCCUCUUGUGGUAGUCAAUAUGGGUCUUCUAACUGUGGUCAACAGGGAAGAAGAUCAAGGCAGUCCUCUUGUGGUAGUCAAUAUGGGUCCUCUACCUGUGGUCAACAGGGAAGAAGAUCAAGGCAGUCCUCUUGUGGUAGUCAAUAUGGGUCUGGAGCAAGUCAGUCUUCUAAUUGUGGUCAACACGGGUCUGGCUCAGGUCAGUCCUCAGGCUUUGGACAACAUGGGUCUGGCUCAGGUCAGUCCUCAGGCUUUGGACAACACGGGUCUGGCUCAGGUCAGUCCUCAGGCUUUGGACAACAUGGGUCUGGCUCAGGUCAGUCCUCAGGCUUUGGACAACACGGGUCUGGCUCAGGUCAGUCCUCAGGCUUUGGACAACAUGGAUCUGGCUCAGGUCAGUCCUCAGGCUCUGGAAAACAUGGGUCUGGCUCAGGUCAGUCCUCAGGCUUUGGACAACAUGGAUCUGGCUCAGGUCAGUCCUCAGGCUCUGGAAAACAUGGGUCUAGCACAGGUCAGUCCUCAGGCUUUGGACAACACGGGUCUGGCUCAGGUCAGUCCUCAGGCUUUGGACAACACGGGUCUGGCUCAGGUCAGUCCUCAGGCUUUGGACAACAAGGAUCUGGCUCAGGUCAGUCCUCAGGCUUUGAACAAUAUGGGUCUGGCUCAGGUCAGUCCUCAGGCUUUGGACAACACGGGUCUGGCUCAGGUCAGUCCUCAGGCUUUGGAAAACAUGGAUCUGGCUCAGGUCAGUCCUCAGGCUUUGGACAACAUGGAUCUGGCUCAGGUCAGUCCUCAGGCUUUGGACAACAUGGAUCUGGCUCAGGUCAGUCAUCUGGUUUUGAACAAUACGGGUCUGGCUCAGGUCAGUCCUCAGGCUUUGGAAAACAUGGGUCUAGCACAGGUCAGUCCUCAGGCUCUGGACAACAUGGAUCUGGCACAGGUCAGUCCUCAGGCUUUGGAAAACAUGGAUCUGGCUCAGGUCAGUCCUCAGGCUUUGGAAAACAUGGGUCUAGCACAGGUCAGUCAUCUGGCUCUGGACAACAUGGAUCUAGCUCAGCUCAGUCCUCAGGCUUUGGAAAACACGGGUCUGGCUCAGGUCAGUCCUCAGGCUUUGGAAAACACGGGUCUAGCACAGGUCAGUCCUCAGGCUUUGGAAAACAUGGGUCUAGCACAGGUCAGUCCUCAGGCUUUGGACAACAGGGGUCUAGCACAGGUCAGUCCUCAGGCUCUGGAAAACAUGGGUCUAGCUCAGCUCAGUCCUCAGGCUUUGGAAAACACGGGUCUAGCUCAGGUCAGUCCUCAGGCUUUGGAAAACACGGGUCUGGCUCAGGUCAGUCAUCUGGUUUUGAACAAUACGGGUCUAGCUCAGGUCAGUCUUCAGGCUUUGGAAAACAUGGAUCUGGCUCAGGUCAGUCUUCUGGCUUGGACCAGCAUGGGUCUAGAAGAGGUCAAUCCAGUUCAGCACAUCAUGGUGGAAGCAGGGGAGCUAGUCACAAGGAGUCCAGUGGCAGUGAAUGGCAUUCCGGAAGCUCACAGGGACACCCAGGGUCCAGUCAUGGCCAGGCUGGAUCUCAACAUGGAGAGUGGGGAUCCUCUGGUACAGGGAGACAGGGAACUACUCAUGGACAGUCAGGACACACCAGCAUACAUCAUGGCCAUUCAGCACAGUCAGGAUCUCACAGUGGUGGAAGAAGGGGAUCUAGUCACAGUGAGUCCAGUGACAGUGAAUGGCAUUCCGGAGGUUCACAGGGACACCCAGGGUCCAGUCAUGGCCAGGCUGGAUCUCAGCAUGGAGAGUGGGGAUCCUCUGGUACAGGGAGACAGGGAACUACUCAUGGACAGUCAGGACACACCAGCAUACAUCAUGGCCAUUCAGCACAGUCAGGAUCUCACAGUGGUGGAAGAAGGGGAUCUAGUCACAGUGAGUCCAGUGGCAGUGAAUGGCAUUCCGGAGGUUCACAGGGACACCCAGGGUCCAGUCGUGGCCAGGCUGGAUCUCAGCAUGGAGAGUCGGGAUCCUCUGGUACAGGGAGACAGGGAACUACUCAUGGACAGUCAGGACACCCCGGCAUACAUCAUGGCCAUUCCUCACAGUCAGGAUCUCACAGUGGUGGAAUCAGGGGAUCUAGUCACAGGGAGUCCAGUGGCAGUGAAUGGCAUUCCGGAGGCUCACAGGGACACCCAGGGUCCAGUCAUGGCCAGGCUUACUCAUGGACAGUCAGGACACCCCGGCAUACAUGGGCAGGCAGGUCAUGGCCAUUCCUCACAGUCAGGAUCUCACAGUGGUGGAAGAAGGGGAUCUAGUCACAGUGAGUCCAGUGGCAGUGAAUGGCAUUCCGGAGGCUCACAGGGACACCCAGGGUCCAGUCGUGGCCAGGCUGGAUCUCAGCAUGGAGAGUGGGGAUCCUCUGGUACAGGGAGACAGGGAACUACUCAUGGACAGUCAGGACACCCCGGCAUACAUGGGCAGGCAGGUCAUGGCCAUUCCUCACAGUCAGGAUCUCACAGUGGUGGAAUCAGGGGAUCUAGUCACAGGGAGUCCAGUGGCAGUGAAUUGCAUUCCGGAGGCUCACAGGGACACCCAGGGUCUAGUCAUGGCCAGGCUGGAUCUCAGCAUGGAGAGUGGGGAUCCUCUGGUACAGGGAGACAGGGAACUACUCAUGGACAGUCAGGACACCCCGGCAUACAUCAUGGCCAUUCCUCACAGUCAGGAUCUCACAGUGGUGGAAGAAGGGAAUCUAGUCACAGUGAGUCCAGUGGCAGUGAAUGGCAUUCCGGAGGCUCACAGGGACACCCUGGGUCUAGUCAUGGCCAGGCUGGAUCUCAGCAUGGAGAGUGGGGAUCCUCUGGUACAGGGAGACAAGGAACUACUCAUGGACAGUCAGGACAUCCCGGCAUACAUGGGCAGGCAGGUCAUGGCCAUUCCUCACAGUCAGGAUCUCACAGUGGUGGAAGAUGGGGAUCUAGUCACAGUGAGUCCAGUGACAGUGAAUGGCAUUCCGGAGGCUCACAGGGACACCCAGGGUCCAGUCAUGGCCAGGCUGGAUCUCAGCAUGGAGAGUGGGGAUCCUCUGGUACAGGGAGACAGGGAACUACUCAUGGACAGUCAGGACACCCCGGUAUACAUGGGCAGGCAGGUCAUGGCCAUUCCUCACAGUCAGGAUCUCACAGUGGUGGAAGAAGGGGAUCUAGUCACAGUGAGUCCAGUGGCAGUGAAUGGCAUUCCGGAGGCUCACAGGGACACCCAGGGUCCAGUCAUGGCCAGGCUCAUGGACAGUCAGGACACCCCGGCAUACAUGGGCAGGCAGGUCAUGGCCAUUCCUCACAGUCAGGAUCUCACAGUGGUGGAAUUAGGGGAUCUAGUCACAGUGAGUCCAGUGGCAGUGAAUGGCAUUCCGGAGGCUCACAGGGACACCCAGGGUCCAGUCAUGGCCAGGCUGGAUCUCAGCAUGGAGAGUGGGGAUCCUCUGGUACAGGGAGACAGGGAACUACUCAUGGACAGUCAGGACACCCUGGCAUACAUGGGCAAGGAGGUCAUGGCCAUUCCUCACAGUCAGGAUCUCACAGUGGUGGAAUCAGGGGAUCUAGUCACAGGGAGUCCAGUGGCAGUGAAUUGCAUUCUGGAGGCUCACAGGGACACCCAGGGUCCAGUCGUGGCCAGGCUGGAUCUCAGCAUGGAGAGUCGGGAUCCUCUGUCAGGAUCUCACAGUGGUGGAAUCAGGGGAUCUAG